Molecule: messenger RNA, 2993 nt
Organism: Dioscorea cayenensis subsp. rotundata (Guinea yam)
Lineage: Eukaryota; Viridiplantae; Streptophyta; Magnoliopsida; Dioscoreales; Dioscoreaceae
Product: ABC transporter G family member STR2-like
Exons: 3
Coding region: 577-2775 (732 amino acids)
Cellular component (GO): membrane
Molecular function (GO): ATP binding; ABC-type transporter activity; ATP hydrolysis activity
Source: RefSeq, a predicted model, not a curated record
CUGUAGGUAACCUAUAAGCGGAGAUGUUAAUGGGUAAGAACUACAUAGAUGUUGAUGGAUGAGGCUGAAACAAGGUGUAGGAUCCAUAGACUAAGAACCUUCAUGUCAUGUUAUUUCCUCUCUGUUAUAUGUGAGUUCAUGCAUCUUUUCUGAAUUCUGAUUGUCGUAGUCAUAUCAUAAACCCAGGACACCGCAUGCGCUUUCCUCUCUGAAUUACAUGUGCUCACACAUGUUGUCAUGUUUGUCUUGUAUUUACCCUGACUUCAUUUCCACAAGAUUCUAAAGCUGAAAAUACCUCUAGAAAACUUGUCCAAGAGCGCAAUGGCUGUUUGUGGAGGCGGGCAUGUUUGUCUCCAUCCUCCCAGUGGAGAAGCGAAGGAAUACCAGGUCUCCAUCACUUCGAAGCAAACGUCUUCAGAACGGGUUCUACGAUGAGAAACAUCGGAACCAUCAUCCACCUCCAAGCCACAGUUAAAUAAAACAAAGACAUGUACCAGCUGUGCUGAUAAGCGUGCAGUGUAUCAUCCUGUAUUUUAAAGUCGGAACUCCAUAAACGUGGAGUGGAGAGGAGAGGAGAUGAUGGCGGGCAAUGACAAUGAUGUUGUUGUGGACAUCGGGAAGCCGUCGAGCUUUACUGGGGGGCUCGAAUUCUCAGGACUAACCUACACCGUGAUGAAGAAGCAGAGGGUGGAGGGGAAGUGGACAUCGCAAGGGGUGGACCUGCUGCACCGCAUCACGGGUUACGCCCCAAAGGGCUGCGUCACAGCCGUCAUGGGACCUAGUGGCGCCGGAAAAUCCACCUUUCUCGAUGGUCUUGCAGGACGGAUUGCAAGUGGGAGCCUCAAGGGACGCGUCUCCCUGGAUGGCGCCGAGAUGAGCCCCAGCAUCAUCAAGCGCACCUCCGCCUACAUCAUGCAGGACGACCGCCUCUUCCCCAUGCUCACCGUCUACGAGACCCUCAUGUUCGCUGCAGACUUCCGCCUCGGCUCCAUCUCCACUGACGACAAGAAGCAAAGGGUGGAGAAACUCAUUGAACAGCUAGGAUUGACGUCCUCGAGGAACACGUAUAUAGGAGACGAGGGCACGAGGGGAGUGUCCGGCGGAGAACGCCGAAGGGUAUCCAUUGGGGUGGACAUCAUUCAUGGGCCGCCACUGCUGUUCCUGGACGAGCCCACCUCCGGUCUGGACUCUACUAGUGCCCAUAGUGUGAUUGAGAGGGUGCAUCACAUUGCACGCUCCGGCAGCACAGUCAUCCUGACCAUCCACCAGCCAUCACAUCGUAUACUAGUGCUCCUGGACCACCUCAUAAUCCUAGCCAGAGGACAGCUUAUGUUCAUCGGUGCCCCCAAGGACGUCAGCAGUCACCUGGGACGCAUGGGCCGGAAGGUGCCAAAGGGCGAAAACUCUAUUGAACACCUGCUUGAUGUGAUCCAAGAGUACGAUCAGUCGGAGCUUGGGGUAACGGCAUUAGCCGACUUCUGCCUUACCGGGCUGAAGCCACCACGAAUCUCGAAUGAAGACUACUCAGUCAGCACCAAUAUUCCACCCACGCCGCUGCCAAUGCCUCAUGCUAUCCGUGAUGGUGUGAGCUCAGGUAAGCGUGGGUCUCAGGCACACACACCUCAUCGGCUGGAUGAAUAUGAUCACAGUGUCCGGAGCCCUUGGCCUUCCUCCAAGUCCCCGUGGAGUAACGCCGGCCAUAGUGGAGUCAUGGACACGCUGCGAUUGACGCCCUCUCGCCUCCGAGGGGAUCGCAAGCCGUCACAUAACCCUAUGAGUCUCUCCCCGGGCUACUACACCUAUUCCAAUGAGAUACUGUCGAGAACGCCGACCCCACACAGCAGUGAUUAUACGGUGAACGAGGACGAUUACAUGACCCCGAAUGUGGUGGGAGGCGGUCGUUUAGGCAGGCACCAUGCAGGCGGCUUCGGCCCAACGUUUGCCAACUCUUACGUUUCCGAGGUGUGGGUUCUGAUGCGGCGUAACUUCACCAACAUCCGGCGCACCCCAGAGCUCUUCCUCUCCCGCCAGAUGGUGCUAACAAUCAUGGGGUUCAUGAUGGCCACCAUGUUCCUCAAUCCCAAGGAUGACACCCAGGGAAUCACCACUCGCCUCAGCUUCAUCAUCUUCACCGUCUGUCUCUUCUUUUUCUCGUCCAAUGACGCCGUCCCUGCUUUCAUCCAGGAGCGCUUCAUAUUCGUUCGAGAGACGUCACACAACGCGUACCGCGCCUCCUCAUAUACCAUCUCAGGCCUCAUCACCUACCUCCCCUUCCUCUUGGUCCAGGCCUUGACAUACGCUGCAAUCGUCUGGUUCGCACUCAAACUCCACGGGGACUUCUACUACUUCGUCAUCGUUCUCUACGUCUCUCUGCUCUCCACCAAUUCAUUCGUGGUGUUUGUCAGUUCGGUGGUGCCCAACUACAUAUUGGGCUAUGCUGCAGUCAUCGCUUUCACCGCGCUCUUCUUCCUCUUCUGUGGCUAUUUCCUCAAAAGCAGCAGCAUCCCGAAAGGGUGGAAGUGGAUGAAUACCAUCUCUACCAUGACCUACCCCUACCAAGGCCUGCUCAUGAACGAGUUUGAAAACAACCGGACGUUCGCCCAUGACCCUCUUGGCAGACCGGUCACUGGAGCCAACAUCCUACAGCAGAUGUCUAUUAGCACCCAAGAAUCGGAGAAAUGGAAGAUGGUUCUUUAUUUGUUAGGUUGGGCUGUCUUCUAUCGUUUACUGUUCUAUUUAAUCCUUAGGUUCGCCUCCAAGAACCACAGGUCAUGAGACACUAGUCGGUCAGCGGGUAUUUUCAUUCUACUUAAAAACAUUACCACAAUACAUUUUUAACUUAUCUUUGGCGAAAAUGUGAAUAAUGAAUGGUAUACGUCAACAUUCAACUUGGCAACUUGGGCCGUUUGAUCCAUGGUAAUGACAUAUUACCAAUUACCAUGGUAAUAUAAGUGAAAAUGUUUUAUGGUUAGAAAUAUUAUAGUAAUUUAAUA